Messenger RNA from Pocillopora damicornis (cauliflower coral), 3719 nucleotides. RefSeq lists its product as uncharacterized. Gene Ontology annotation, cellular component: plasma membrane. The record is from RefSeq and is a predicted model, not a curated record. Gene Ontology annotation, biological process: G protein-coupled receptor signaling pathway; cell surface receptor signaling pathway. NCBI's taxonomy places the organism in Eukaryota, Metazoa, Cnidaria, Anthozoa, Scleractinia, Pocilloporidae. Gene Ontology annotation, molecular function: G protein-coupled receptor activity.
CCUUUAUUCCAUUCGACAGGUGACCUAACCUACAAGUCAGUGUUGGAGUGUUUGUCGAUCGAUACAGGAAACGAAAGAAGACCGCCGUCCAUCACAGUGACCUCAUGUGAUGACGGCAGUCUUAUACUCACACACCUUGGCUGCUUAUCAAGCCACAAUUUUCAUUUUAAUGAUUCACUUUGGAAUUACCAAGUUGCUCGCUUCAAGUUUGACGGCAAUAUUGUCAUAACAAAUCUUGUUCACUUAAGAGGGACGAACGCCCUAUCGUUGACCGGAGAAAAUAUUACUAUAGAUUUGAACGGAGUUUUGAAAGUUGAUGUAAACACCAUGCCUUCGUCUCACAAAGAAACAAGAUUGGUUGGAGGUUUUGUCUCUGCGAUUGGUGCAAAUGGUAAUCCUUAUGGUGGACCGGGACGGGGAUUGUACUACAAGAAAGAAGCUGGAGGGGCUGGCCAUGGUGGUCACGGGGAAGGAAAGAGAAAGUACUCGUACAGCAAACCAUAUGGUCUUAAAAAUGUCGACCACUAUUUGGGAGGAAGCACAGGAGCGUUUACGGGUUCAAAUACGCCAGGGUUUGGAGGACCAGCAAUUGAACUGAAUGCUACAGGAAAGAUAGAGAUCAGAGGAGCAAUAGAAGCGAGUGCUAUAUCCAAUCCAGUUUUAUCAGGCAUUUCCAGCAACGAGAAGAUAGGAGGAAAUUCUGGUGGCCUAGUCAGACUAAUAGCUGAAACGGUUCAUAUUUCGCAUGAAGCAAGGAUAUAUGUCAACGGCAGUAAGGGGAUUUGCAGUGGCAAAAAUUGUAAGGCUGGUGGUGGAAGUGGCGGGAUAGUGCAAAUCAUAUCCUCUUGUGGUUCUAUCGCUCCUAAUGCCAUUUUUUUAAGUGGAGGUAGCCAAGCAGAGGAUGGUUUCCUUUACAUCAAGGGUAUCAGCGAAGGUAAUUUUCAAACAUUUCCUGAUGAUCCGUAUUCCUGGGGACAAAAGAGUUCAUCAACAAGAACUCUAACUUCGGGUGCGCGAAUAACAAUUCCCGCCAGUACAUCUCCGAGAUACUCGUCAUCUGAAAUAACAACAGUUAACAGUGCUAUUUCGACAGCUACAUUCCAUACAACAUCAAAGGUUUUUACGUCAAGUGAAUUAGAUACGACCACAAGCUAUGCGCAUGACAUCUCAACGAGAACAUCACACCAAAUUUCCCCAGUCCGUAUAGCAAGCAGUUCGUCGCUUCAGCCUCCACAUCCCACAGAGUCGACCAUUAGUGGUUUGAAAUACGUUCCUGUAUGUUUCACUGCUUCAGUGCCGCCUUUUAAAAAAGGAACCGUUGAGGAUUUGCAAAAUCUUCUUGAAAAAGUAAAGACAUACAAGGAGAAUAAAGUCAACACCUCCAAUCCAGUGGAAGCCAUAACUCAGUUUCUGGAAUCGUUCAGAACUUUUGCAGUGGUUGGGAACUUAACAACGUACAUUAUAAACAUCAGCAUAUCCCUGAUUGUAGAAUUAAAUGAACUGAUGUUGUCGGACCGUCACCAUAAAUUACAGCUCAUUUCUGCUUUACUCAACACUGUUGAUGAACUCUUGGACGACAAAAACGCUGCAGUAUGGCGCAGUAGCGAAAUGCUCAUGGAUCUUGUGGAAGCUGUGGAGAAGACAGCUUUGUUAGCAAUAAAUUAUACGUCUGCCACUAACCAAAGCGUGAUGUUAAUCAAGAAAAACCUAGAAAUGCAUUCAAUAGUACAUUACGUCAAUCCCAACAGCAAUGUGACGAUACCCAAUCCUAACAAACAAUCUCGGUCAACAGCCUUAAUAACUCUUCAAGCAAGUGGAUUAUCCAUGAACAUUAGUAGAUACACAAAAGAGGGUCGCCUUGCUGUGAGCAUGGUUAUCUACAAAAAUCAAAUAUCCUAUUUCACAAGCAGGACACCGUCCGCUGCAAUAGACGGGGAGCAUUUGCGAGAAGCUGUUCUCAACUCAGAAAUCAUAUCCGUUAUGGUGUUUUAUGACAGACAACCUCUUCAUUUCCUUGCGAAGGAAGCCUUUUUGACCUUUGGAGACAAGAUACAAAUUGGAGGAAAUUCAAAGUGUGUUUACUGGAAGUCCUUUUCUGGGGGAGGAGAAUGGUCAUCCAAUGGCUUAUCAUUGAUCAAGAGUGACAGUGAGAGCACUGUUUGUUCAACAAAUCAUUUAACAAGCUUUGCCGUCAUCAUGAGUUUCACGGAAGUCGAUGUGUCCCCAAAAGAUCAAUUUGCUCUGGGGAUUAUCACUUACAUUGGGUGUUCAAUAUCACUGGUGUCUCUUGCCUCUGCCAUAAUGAUAUUUCUAUAUCUAAGGUCGUUAACGGACAUCAGAUACCAAAUUCAUCUCCACCUAUGCAUUGCCUUGGCAAUGGCUCAAGUGGUUUUUCUUGUGGGAAUAACAGCAACAGAAAGAAAGUGGUUAUGUGCAUUAGUAGCUGUUCUUCUACAUUACCUGUACACCGCAAGCUUCGCUUGGAUGAGUGCAGAAGGACUGCAUCUUUAUUUCAAGAUCGUCGCUGUCUUUAAUCUCCAAAAUCUCAAAUUCAUAUACUAUGCUGUUUUUGGCUGGGGAUCUCCCAUCAUUGUUGUUGGAAUAUCUGCCAUUACCAGAACGGAAGGAUAUGGUACAAGAAAUACGUGCUGGCUGUCAUUGGACAAGGGACUCAUUUGGUCGUUUGUUGGACCAGUCGCAGCCAUAAUUUUGUUUAACCUGUCCAUGCUUGGAAUGACGAUAAAAGUUUUGGUUUCCUUGACUGAUGUGGCCGAGAGUAACGUACAGAAAAACUCUCUGAGAUCUUGUAUUAAGGCGGCUUUGAUCUUGAUGCCUUUGCUGGGUAUAUCGUGGAUUUUUGGCCUUUUGAGUGUCAACUCUGGAACCAUUGCAUUUCAGUAUUUGUUUGCUAUAAUGAAUUGUUCACAGGGUCUUUUCAUCUUUAUUUGUCACUGCAUCGGCAAUACGGAGGUUCGUGCGGCUUUGAUUAGAUCGAAGAAGAGACAUUCCGUGAAAGUUUCAACUCAAAAUCGGUGUUCCCGACAGAUAUCCUUGGACAAAAUGAAGACCAAAUCGAAAGUACUAAAACAAUCGGAAGACCAGAAAAAUCCAAAAACAGACAUAGUGAAGGUGGAAGGGAGCCAAUGAGUAGAUAUUUCAUUUUAACGAAGAAACACUGUGAAACUUACUUUUCAUUAUUGUUGAUUUAUUAGUAAUCUAAAUACAAUCUUUUCCUCUUAAGAAAUAAACCCGGAGCCUUGACAUUCGAGUGUAACCUCAGGGAAUCAUGUGCAAGGAUUGUUUUCAUCAGCAACGUUAUCUCCAAAAAUUUCAAAAUAAAAAUAAAAUUAAAAAACAUUAUGAAAAAAAAAAAAAAAACUGCUCAGUUUAGCUUAGAGAUAUGGUGAAACCAACUCUUUCAAAAUCGUAUAUAAAGGUUUCGUUUGUCCCGGCAAAAAUUUUGAGUAACAUUAUCGCUAAAAUGAACGUGCUCAAUACAGGCGAUGAAAACUUCCAUUUGUACUAUGUCUGUACAUCCAUAGGUUGAAAAACUGAAGGAUAAAUGGAUCUCUUGAUAGAGAAGCCAUGAAGGUAAAACAACUAUUCCACUCAAAUGUAAAUAAUGGCAAAGCAGUUAUUUGCAAGUUUAAUGUUAUGUUAUCCGUGACUCUCGCAGAAUGUCAAACGUAUCAGAAUUAAAGAGGACAGAGAAAAUCACA